Messenger RNA from Rhodofomes roseus, 987 nucleotides. RefSeq lists its product as uncharacterized. Lineage: Eukaryota; Fungi; Basidiomycota; Agaricomycetes; Polyporales; Fomitopsidaceae. Bases 241 to 843 code for a protein of 200 amino acids. The transcript has 3 exons. The record is from RefSeq and is a predicted model, not a curated record.
GAUACACACCGGAGCUCUGGAUCCGUGGGUCAGACAUGCAGUGUCGCCCCGGUCGCCACUCCGAGCCGGGCUGGGAACUCGAGCGCUGUAAGUAUCUGCAAUCCCUGUACCUUGGUCAGCGAUGCCUAGGGCAGUUUGGCCACACAUUUUGUGCCAAGAGCUCCCCAUGUAACCCUUUCAGGUCUUCGACUUCAAUUGCAGGCCGCCGCGCCGCUUCUAGCGAGUAUAUGUCUGGCGGAGAUGCUCCCCGUUGACCACCUCAACGAGGGCGUCUGGCCGGCGACCGUGGCAUGUGCCCGGCCUGGGUGGCAUCUUAGGGUUCCUUCCGGCCAGUUCCCUUGUAGUCUCUAUACAGAUAAGGUGCAGCUGCGCCGGCGCGCCCGGAAGUCAAGGUGCGUCGAGUCUGAGUUCUCAUGCUGCCCCCAUCGCGAACCGCACACUGCGCCGAGGGACAUGUCGCUACAGCGGCUACGCGGUUUCGUCCGUACGUGCCACUCGCGGGCCCGGGGACUUAUAAGCUGGAUGGCUACGUACACCUACUCAAUUCGACCGCCCCCACCUCACCGAGGUCGUGCCCUGCUGUGCCAUAGCCGCUGUCGAAGAAGGGCAUCGCCUCGCACCGGUAGAGCUCUUGCGCUAGUGCGGAGGCCACUCUCGCUCUCUCCUCUUACUACUACGCGCACUGCAAGCACCUUGUCUCCGCGGAGGUGCGAGCAGAGCAGCAUUGACAGACAUGCCGCCUCAAGUCAUAUUCAGUCUACGGUACUUGCACGCCUCCCACGGCAAGGUACUUGUCAAUUCGGGAGCGGGCGAUGGGAGUGGAGGGGGCGAACGCAUCAGUAGGGGCACGAUCGUCCGGUUAGUACUGGCCCUAGCGGUCUUCGUUCUCGUCAUUGUCGUGGUCACAUGCGUGGCCUGGCCUCGACAUCGCGGUAUGCCUUCCGCCGCCCGCAUCCCCCAAGCCCGGCGCGGCGGCGCGACGCAUCU